This is a messenger RNA of Gracilinanus agilis (Agile Gracile Mouse Opossum), 927 nucleotides long. RefSeq names its product growth-regulated alpha protein-like. Lineage: Eukaryota; Metazoa; Chordata; Mammalia; Didelphimorphia; Didelphidae. The record is from RefSeq and is a predicted model, not a curated record. Gene Ontology annotation, cellular component: extracellular region. Gene Ontology annotation, molecular function: chemokine activity; CXCR chemokine receptor binding. Gene Ontology annotation, biological process: antimicrobial humoral immune response mediated by antimicrobial peptide; neutrophil chemotaxis; cellular response to lipopolysaccharide.
AUGGAGAGCCACAGCACCAAGGAGCCUUGGAACAGCCAGCCUCCUCUCUCUUUUCUCUCGUCUUCAGAGCUCCAAGCACCAAACUCCUCCACCAUGAGCCGCAGUCUUCGCCAGAAUUCUUGCUUCCUCCUUCUGUGUCUGCUCUCCGUGUUCCUAACGCCCUCUGUCCGGCUAGCCAGCGGAGCGCCUGUGGCCAAUGAGCUUCGUUGCCAGUGUCUUCAAACUGUUCAAGGAAUUUCCUACAAAGCCAUUGGCAGCCUUAAGGUGAUCCCAGCCGGGCCUCACUGCUCCAACCUCGAAGUCAUAGCUACUCUAAAGAAUGGGAAUGAACUUUGCCUUAACCCCGCAGCUCCCCAAGUUAAGAAAAUCGUGGAAAAGGUGCUGAAAAGCUCCGUCUAGUAACUUCAAAGGAGAGGAUGACUUUUUGCAAGUCCAAGUAGCUCCAUUUUGAGAACAUAAGAACAUCUUAAGAGCCAGAAAAGUAUCAGCAUCUAUGAUUUGUUUGGGAAUUCUUCACUACAGUGUUUUUUAUUUAUUUUGUUUGUUAGUUUUAAAAAGAGUGAUUGAAACUUGUUAAACUUUAUACUAAUGUCUUCUCAUCACUUUUUAAAAAACUGAACGUUUUAUUUCAGUUUUCCCCUCAUGUGCAUUGUAUUUCAUUUUAAGGUGAUAUUUUCACUGUUUUUGAGAUUAAUUUAUUUUGUACCUAUUUAAAGUUGGCUAUGAUUUGUGUGAGGAAGAACCUCCAUAUUUAUGUGGGAGCUCAUCAUGAUCAUUAUUUAUGAUAUCUAUUUGACAUUGUUAACUAUGUAUUUAUGUUGAAGUCUUAAGAACUGUAAUGUUCUAAAUUAGCCUUUAGACAUUUAAUGUCUUCUUUGUAUGGCAUACUGUCAUGUUUAGUGUAAAUAUACACAAUAUUCUUAAUUC